This is a messenger RNA of Helicoverpa zea (corn earworm), 1284 nucleotides long. RefSeq names its product beta-1,4-N-acetylgalactosaminyltransferase bre-4-like. The transcript has 11 exons. Bases 1 to 1284 code for a protein of 427 amino acids. Gene Ontology annotation, biological process: carbohydrate metabolic process; glycosphingolipid biosynthetic process. Gene Ontology annotation, molecular function: N-acetyl-beta-glucosaminyl-derivative 4-beta-N-acetylgalactosaminyltransferase activity. NCBI's taxonomy places the organism in Eukaryota, Metazoa, Arthropoda, Insecta, Lepidoptera, Noctuidae. The record is from RefSeq and is a predicted model, not a curated record.
AUGAACACAUAUUUGCCGGUUAGGAAGAUCAUAAAAGUAGUGACCACGCAUAGAACUCCCAAAAGAGAGCGUCUGUCUUCGCUCCAUGAGUGCUUAGAAGCCAACGAGAAUCGCAGAAGGCGCGGCAGAUGGCGCUGGGCUCUCAUACUCUUCGUCUGCUUAACCCUGGUCUGCCUGCUCUCCCACAGGAGCCAGUUACCCUCUAUGAACGGACAAAUUGUCGUCAACAAGAUAUACUACGAUGUUCCCGUUACUUUCACCAAGAAAUACGAGACUGCGGUGUCACACAAUACUAAAAAGCCUGAAAAAACUGAAACAGUUGAAGAUGACGACUUUGUCGAUACAGAAAUGGACAUUCGUACGAAGGGUCCCGGUUUACCGUACUGUGUCCGGAAGAAACCUUAUCAGGAUAUUUACCCAAAGUUGAAGAAAGGAGGCGUGUACAAGCCUUUAGAUUGUCAACCAAGGAUGAAGAUUGGCAUCAUCGUACCAUACAGUAAUUCUUUGUUAAUCCGUGUUUUCAGGAAUCGUCUACAUAACCUUGGUAUAUUUUUGAACAACAUACAUCCAUUUCUGAUGGCGCAGAAACUUGAAUACCAAAUAUUUGUCAUUGAACAAUAUGGUAUAUAUUGCGUUAAAUCAACACCAAAUAAAUGUUAUAAAAUCCUCAUCGUUUUAGGCACCGAACUAUUUAACAAGGGCCGAGUGUACAACGCCGGCUUUCAGGAGAUGAUGAAGUUCAACACUUUCAACUGCGUUAUAUUCCACGAUUUGGAUCUGUUGCCAAUGGAUGAGAACAUUUUGUACAACUGUCCUACGUUGCCUCGACAUAUGUGCGCUGUGGUUAACGAUACGAACAUGGAAAAGAAUUAUAAUAUAUCGUACAAGCAUAAAUCAUUGUUUGGCGGCGUUGUUGCGAUGACCAUAGAGCAGUUUCAGAGAGCCAAUGGUUUCUCCAACCUGUACUUCGGCUGGGGAGGUGAAGACAACGAUAUGUAUUGGAGACUCCGUGCUUCGGGAUACCCGGUUGUGAGAUACCAAGCGCAUGUUGGCAUUUACCACAUUUUGCCACAUCUUCGUGAACCGGCUAAUCCUUUCAGACACCAUCUUUUAAGCAGAGCUGUAGAAAGGUACAAAGUCGACGGACUGUCAAAUUCUGAAUACUAUGUCGUGAAUACUAACUUUUAUCAUCUGUGUACACAUAUCGUGGUGCAAAUCAACCCUCGCGAUGACAACAUAACGGAACUUAACCUUAAAUGGGGCAAAACAUUUUAUAAAUUCUAA